Molecule: messenger RNA, 318 nt
Organism: Staurois parvus
Lineage: Eukaryota; Metazoa; Chordata; Amphibia; Anura; Ranidae
Source: the annotation of a GenBank genome assembly
ACAGUGCAACUUUACAUCAGUUGUCCCCAUCAGAGUGCCGCUUUACAUCAGGUAUCCCCAUCACAUUGCCCCCUUACAUCAGGUAUUCCAGUCAGAGUGCCCCUUUACACUCAAAGUACCUCUUUCUUUCUAUCAUAUGUCCUCCUCAGAGUGCCCCUUUCCAUCCCAUGUGCCCAUUUGUGCCCCCUUAACAUAAAAUGUGCUCAUCAGAGUGCCCUUUAACAUUCUAUGUUGUGUACAUCAGAAUGCACCUUAACAUUAAAUGUGCCCAUCAGAGUGCCCCUUAACAUAAAAUGUGCCCAUAAGAGUGCCCCUGUA